AUGGACGAUACCUCUUGUGAAGUCCUUCAAGGUGUGGCACACCUGAUGAUUGGCGACCAAGGCGCCAUCUUUGAUGAGUCAGCACGGAAAGAUGACGAGGUGUUUCGCCUGGCCGUGGCAGAUCUCAAUUUGAACAACGAGAUCUUGGAGACGGAGAAGAUCACCAUCUCUGUGGAAUUCGUUGAUGGGAACAACCCCUUCCAGGCUGUGCAAGAAGCCUGCGAGCUGAUGAACCGUGGUAUCCUGGCUCUGGUCAGUUCAAUCGGCUGCAUGUCAGCAGGCAGCCUUCAGACUCUGGCCGACGCCAUGCACAUCCCCCACCUCUUUAUCCAGCGCUCCCCAGCGGGAUCACCCCGCUCCGCUUGCCCCCAAACCAGUCGCCUCCCUGGAACAGAUGACUACACCCUUAUGGUCCGCCCACCUGUCUAUCUCAACGAGGUCAUCAUGCAAGUGGUGUCUGAGUACAGCUGGCAGAAAUUCAUCCUCUUCUAUGAUUCUGAUUUUGAUAUCCGAGGUAUUGAGGAUUUCCUGGAUCGGACUUCUCAGCAGGGAAUGGACGUAUCCCUUCAGAAGGUGGAGUCCAAUAUCAACAUGAUGAUCACAAGUCUGUUCAGAACAAUGCGUGUGGAAGAGCUGCAUCGCUACAGGGAUACACUACGCAGAGCCGUGCUAUUCAUGAGCCCAGCUACUGCCAAGGCUUUUAUCACUGAGGUGGUGGAGACCAACCUGGUGGCCUUUGAUUGUCACUGGAUCCUGAUAAAUGAGGAGAUCUCAGACUACGACUUACAGGAGUUGGUUAUGAAGUCGAUCGGUCGGCUGACGUUGGUGCGCCAGACGUUCCCCAUGCCUCAAAACACAACUCAGCGCUGUGUGAAACACAACCACAGGAUUAACACUUCCCUCUGUGACCCUAAAAACCCCAGGGCUCAGCAACUAGAGAUCACCAACCGCUACAUUUAUGAUACUGUGUUGCUGCUGGCCAAUACCUUCCACAGAAAGUUGGAGGAUAGGAAGUGGCACAGCAUGGCCAGUCUGAGCUGCAUCAGGAAGAAUUCCAAACCAUGGCAGGGAGGCAAAAGCAUGCUGGAUACUGUCAAAAAGUUCGGAGUGAGCGGCCUCACCAGUUUCCUGGAGUUCACUGACAAUGGCAGUAACCCCAACAUCUUCUUUGAAAUCCUGGGAACAAAUUAUGGAGAAGACAGGGGACGAGGAGUCAGUAGGCUGGCAACGUGGGACCCAGUCCACGGCUUGAAUGGCACGCUGACAGACAGGAAAUUGGAAAAUAACAUGAGGGGUGUGGUGCUACGAGUUGUCACUGUUCUGGAGGAGCCAUUCGUGAUGGUGUCAGAGAAUGUUCUGGGAAAGCCGAAGAAGUACCAGGGCUAUUCCAUUGACGUCCUGGAUGCUCUGUCCAACUAUCUGGGCUUUAAGUAUGAGAUCUACGUCGCCCCAGACCACAAAUAUGGCAGCUUACAGCCCGACGGUCAGUGGAACGGACUGAUGGGUGAAUUGGUCUUCAAGCGAGCCGAUGUGGGACUCUCUGCCCUGACCAUCACGCCUGAGCGAGAGAGUGUCGUGGAUUUCACCACACGCUACAUGGAUUAUUCUGUGGGCGUUCUGCUGCGAAAGGCCGAACGCACCGUGGACAUGUUUGCCUGCCUGGCACCCUUCGACCUGUCACUGUGGGCGUGCAUUGCGGGCACUGUGCUCCUCGUUGGCAUCCUGGUGUACUUGCUCAACUGGCUCAACCCACCCCGGCUACCCAUGGGAUCUGUGUCCUCAACAACACUGUACAAUUCCAUGUGGUUUGUGUACGGCUCCUUUGUACAACAAGGUGGAGAGGUGCCCUACACCACUCUAGCUACGAGGAUGAUGAUGGGCGUUUGGUGGAUGUUUGCUCUUAUUGUCAUUUCCUCGUAUACUGCCAAUCUAGCAGCUUUCCUCACCAUCACACGCAUUGAGAACUCCAUACAGUCUCUCCAGGACUUAUCCAAGCAGACAGAGUUGCCUUAUGGUACAGUGUUGGAUUCUGCUGUAUAUGAUCAGGUGCGCUCCAAGUCUAUGAACCCCUUUGAGAGAGAUCCCAUGUACUCCCAGAUGUGGCGGAUGAUUAAUCGCACUGGAGGAGGAGAAAAUAACGUUGAGGAGUCGAAAGAAGGCAUUCGCAAGGAAGAGAGCAGGAGUUAG
Messenger RNA from Morone saxatilis (striped sea-bass), 2187 nucleotides. RefSeq names its product glutamate receptor, ionotropic, delta 2 (gene grid2). Gene Ontology annotation, cellular component: postsynaptic membrane; plasma membrane. Lineage: Eukaryota; Metazoa; Chordata; Actinopteri; Moronidae. The record is from RefSeq and is a predicted model, not a curated record. The transcript has 15 exons. The coding region runs from base 1 to 2187 and encodes 728 amino acids. Gene Ontology annotation, molecular function: glutamate-gated receptor activity; transmitter-gated monoatomic ion channel activity involved in regulation of postsynaptic membrane potential. Gene Ontology annotation, biological process: modulation of chemical synaptic transmission; monoatomic ion transport; synaptic transmission, glutamatergic.